Messenger RNA from Puccinia graminis f. sp. tritici CRL 75-36-700-3, 1380 nucleotides. RefSeq lists its product as uncharacterized. The record is from RefSeq and is a predicted model, not a curated record. The transcript is spliced from 3 exons. NCBI's taxonomy places the organism in Eukaryota, Fungi, Basidiomycota, Pucciniomycetes, Pucciniales, Pucciniaceae. The coding region runs from base 134 to 1291 and encodes 385 amino acids.
UGCGCUCAGAAACUAGAAUUUGAGCUACUCUUUGCCUUUCCAUCGGAGAGACGUAUUUGCCUUUUUUUUCCUACCCGCGCCCGAUUUCUCUUGUUGACACAGUAUUACUAGUACCCUUACCCAAUCAACACCCAUGAUACAUUGGUCACUUCCAAAAAAUGGCAAAUUGUUGGCUUUCUUAGCCAGCAUGGUUCAUGUCAGCCCCUGGAUUCAGGGCUUUCCAACACACCCCCAUCGACCUAUCCCAUCCUUGGCGGCUAACAUCUCACCCACCAAUUGGGAGGCGGCGGAUGAGGCCAUAACCAAGAUUGGCCCCGGCCGCAAGGCCCUCCUCAUGACUUAUAAUCACGGUGACGGCAUCCUUCGCAUUCCUGGGGCAAACCCUUCUGGUGAUCAAUACAUGGUCUAUCCAAUGACAGAAAUUGCCUUCCAUCAGGUUCCCACUCAUAAAUCGCCGUAUCUCCACGAUGAGACCAUUCUGCUUCAUAAGGAGUUGAUCCCAGGUCAUGCGAUUCCCGUUCUAAACUAUGACCUGAACCUAAAAUAUGAUCGAGCUCAAACAUCUCAUCAGGCGCUGCCACCAAAAGCGCCUUCAACAAGGUUACGGAAAGAGGCAGAGCCAUUUACACCUCUUCAAUCAAAUGGAAAGUCAGAAACACUGCGAAGGAAUGCGGCCUGUGAAGAAAAAACGAAUAUUGAUGAGCCCACCGGACAACGAAAAUCCAUCAACGCCCAAGGACUGUCCAUUCCCAUGAAUGGAAUAUUAAAAGGUACAAUGCCUCCAGCUACCCACUUUUCGAGCAGAACAGAGGUGGUCGCAAAUAUUUCGAAGAUGGAUGAGAAGAUGAGCGAGGAGUUGCCCAUAGAAGCCUUCGUAGCCUGCCCAAGUAAUCUCAAGCCUCCCGGGCCAAGCAACCAAGGCUGCCCUAAUAACAAUUUUCAGAAGAAGAAUAUCGAUAAGGAACGACUGGAUGAUCCAGUCUUAAACACAGCUGGGGCUGCGCCUGCUUUCUCCUUAGGUGAAGAGGAGAUUUCUACGAAAGAAAAAGAAGGGGAAGGUCGAGCAUCCGAUCAUGCUGCGAGAUAUGAUGAAAUUACUGUUUUGAACCAUCGCAAGAAAAACGGGGGCAAUAUCGCCAAUAUGAACAUUGCCAAGAUCCCUGAGAGUCUUAUUCACGGACCAGCACAUGGAAUCCAUGUUGAACCUGCACCUGGGAAAGAAACUCAAAUGGGACAAAAAAGGAGUACCACCUCAACUGAGAUCCAAAGUGUCAGAAUCUCAAAUCAAUAAGAUCCCAUUGAUGGCUCCCAAAAUCGAUGUUGAAGAAUCAAUAACCUCUGCCAAGACAUUACAGAGAGAAAGGCCAACUUCCAAAAAUC